This is a messenger RNA of Pocillopora meandrina, 10822 nucleotides long. The record is from the annotation of a GenBank genome assembly. Lineage: Eukaryota; Metazoa; Cnidaria; Anthozoa; Scleractinia; Pocilloporidae.
GGGGGUAACAGUCGACUGAAACUAGAUCGCCGCACGAUCGUAGACGGGAGACGACAGAUUUAGCGCAAACCUCAGCCGUUCUUCUCGUUUACAUGUGCCAGAUUCGUCACAAGACUUCUUUUAGAACGAAGAAAGAAUGGCAAGAUAGUGAGAGACGAGAGACUGGGAAAUGAAACCUAGAAUGGCCUUAAAAUCUAACGCACUUCUAGUCUGGCUUUGGAUCACUUUGUUCGUCGGAUGCCAAUUCAAAGGUGAAUUUUGGCCUUUUAAAAGCGGUAUUAGUCAAGAACUUUUUAUUAUUGUUUACAUUUCUCCAUGGUUUAUGUAAGCCCAUUUAUUUCUUUGGAAUACUACCUAGAUUUGCACGUUUCUUUUGAUCACACCUUUCGUGCGUAAAGUGAAAGGACUGCUGUAAUUUAGCCGUAAUUUCGUUCACACUAAACUGAUAAUUGUGACACAGCAAUUCUUUUCAUUUGUUUCUCGGUAGCAACCGCACAACCUGCUCAUGAGGAAACCUGCCACGAAUUUCACAAGCUGUGCGUCAGGGACGUUCAGUUCCAAAACUGUAAGCUGCAAGCGUUUGAUCAUGUUAAUAAUACUGCUAAGAGGGAAUGUACAAUCCAGCGUAAUUAGCCGCCCCGAGAACCCUAAGUGCAGCUGGGUUAAAAUCGUUACGUAUACAUCAAAAACGAUUGGAACAGCUUCCGGACCGUGCGCUCCGAGAUCUGAUAGAACAGUCCCAACUCCAUAUCAUUCGUUUGCAUGAGAGCGCGUUUUCAACUGAAGUGCAUGAGAUUAAAACAGGAAAAAGAGAAGUGUCUAGGCCUAGUGUAAUUACAAUUGUUACACGAAACUUGCCGCGCAGCUGUGUUAUAUAGAUCGUCUUUGAGGAUUGUAGGCAAAUAUAGUUGCUCAGUCUAAUUAAUGAAAAUGACAGUGUUGUCCAGACAAAAUGUACUUCUCACGACAUGAUUUGAAUAGAACAUUAAUUCUACAUCGUGGCGAGUUUGUUUAAUGUCAAACUCGCGGCGCCGAAUUCGUCUUUUGAGACAUCUCCUUCACAUCGUUCAGAUUAAAGCAAACACGAUUUUGAUGAGGUUGGAUUAAAUUUGCAUAGGAGCGUAUCAGCGGCGUCUUCGUAAACAUUAAAUUAAACCUUUUUCUUGAUGGAGCUAGAAAAAUAAGACUUAAGUGCUUUUACUUAUAAAUACCAUAUAAUCAAAACGUUGGCCCCGCUAAAUUGAGGCUUUCUCUUAAAGGCAGUGACUUAAUGUCGUCAAUCGGCGUCAUCAUUUCAUUUUCCUUUAUACAUACAUUAACAAAGAGUACCUGUAAUCUCGCUGGGAAGCUCAGUGGUGGUUUGUUUAAUAUGUAAAAAACUUCAAUGGUAAAAAUCAGCCGGCGAUGUUAUUUAUUUUAAGACAGACAAUCGCAAAUGUCGAACUGAAAUAUUAUAGACGACAAGAAAUUACCUCAAAUGUCCUGUUUGCCUAAUUUCAUUCCCGUUUUGUCUACUUCCUUUGAAUAAUCACCUGAGGGCAUAAAAAAAAAGAGACUUUAUAUUUCUGUUGUAAAUUAAUGUGGCUUUUUGUGGGACACGUAAAAGGCGUUUGUCUUGUUUUUUCACCUUCUCUGAUCAUCAGAGCUACCAGUACAUUAAAACCCAUUAUCAUUAAGGAAAAUCUGGACUGCAUUAGAAACAUAGGGAAGGGGAGAUUGAAUGUCUUUUGGAUUCUUCCAACUCAAAAUAGCUUCUUUUUCAUUUCUUUCGGUUUAUUUGUUGAGCUUUGUUGCUCAAUAAUUUAUGUCUCAAUGAUUCCACAGACUUUGUAAAACUGCUUUGAGGUUUUUGGGUGUUGUCAUAAAAUAAACUGAUAACAGUUAUCAACCUCAACACUUCCAACAUCACAACAGACUCUUGAUAAAUAUCACUUGAAAUAGGAAAAAAAAAACACAAAAAUAAUGAAGUGACUUAAAAAAAAUGCUUCCGUUUUGAAGUGAUUAAGGUUCAUUAAUUAACUCAUUCAUCCAUUCAUUCUAACCACAGUAGGGGAGAAUGACUCAGCAUGCCCCUCAAAACAAACGAAGAAUAUUGCUUGCAAAAUGGUAUUUAACACAAACAAUGACAUUCACCAACAAUAUCCAACAUUCAAUCUAAAGUAAACAAAACUCUCCACAGCUGUGAACCAAUUGUUAAAUUAAAAUAAGAAGAUAAACUGUAAUAAAAAAUUUUGGCUUAAAUGAGGGACACUAUUUUUGGAAGGAGGGUACUUAAUCAAAUGGGGUGCUUAUUAUUCUCUUGUAUUGAUUUCACUGAUUUUGGAGCUUUAAAAGUUAUAAAUAGGGUGGCAAAAGAAACAGGUUUUCCCUGUAUCCCUACUCUUUAAGAAAGUGAGGAAGGAGGGGUGUGACAUUAUGGGCUAAAGCAUGGAGGCUUAUUCAGGAAGGCCACUUAUUAGAGUAUGGAUGCUUAUUCAAGGAAAAAAGAGGUGAAAAAAAAACCACAAGAUUUAACUUUCAGUGAAAUUUUCUCUCAGCGCAGUUGGAGACAGAAAAGCAAAACGAGUUGUGUGCUAGACUCUGGAUAAAAAAAUUCAGAUUUGAGCCCUGGCAGGAUUUAAUGUCAUGUGUCCUUUGACAAGACAUUUAACUCUUGCAACGUCACUCUUGGCACAGGAGUUUAAAUUAGUAACAACAGCAUACUGUCAGGGAAACCUGAAGAAAGGCUUGAGGUUAACCCUUUCACUCUCAAGAUCUGCCAAACUAAUCUUGUGAUGUCACUUUGGAGAAUUUGAUAUUGGAUCAACUAAUAAUCCCCUUGUUUAUAUUUUUCCUUAUUCUCAUCACUUUUCUGCUUGACAUCAUACUGAAAAUGUUAUAGGAAAUUAUGUCUUGAUCAUUCCUUGUGAUGGACAAGCAAUCCAUUAAGGGAGAUAAGUAGAACUUGUCUUUGAAUGCUAAAAACACAACAAUGGUAUCAAUUUUCUUCUGCCACUUCUAUGAGCAUCUCAUUUUAGUACCAUUAACAACUAAUCAAAUUAUACUCUCUUAUAGGUACAUUUAGCCGUUUAGUACCACGCAUUUCACAAGAGGAGCUAUUUAACAUCAGCAUCAGAGUCAAUGGUCUGGCAAAAUUUACAUGCUUACAAACAAACAAUGCAGCCAGUUUGGCAACUGUCCCCCACUUUGACUGGAUAAAAUGGAAGAACACAUCAUCUGCAGAUAAACUUGAUGUUGAUUUUGGAAAUUUCACAAGCAUUGUUUCAAACUCAAAAUACAGUAUCAAACCUGACGUCAAGGAAAACUUACAUGUUUCAUACCUAACUAUUCACAAUGUCACAGAAACUGAUGUGGGAUUGUAUUCCUGUGUUGUAUGCAACCUUUAUGGAAGAGUUUACCAAAGUGCCUUGCUUAGUCUUAACACAACUUUGGAUCCAGGUUGGUUGAGUUGUUUUUGGUAUUAUAAUGGUAUGUAGUACACAUUUUGUUAAAUACAAGGAUUUUGUUCUUUUCUGAUUGCAAAUGGUUAUAACCCUAAACCUUCAAUCCUGCUAAUAAAAGCAGAUCCUUACAGAGAAUGAGAAUGCCAAAGUGUUUGCUAAUAGGGGCAUGAGAGAAUGAAAUUUUGAGGAUGUUUAUCAUAUUUAAUUCUUAUAAAUUAUUACGACAAAAAUCAUUUAUUGUUAACAUAAAGUAAACACCAUUUUUUAUUUCAUUGUUUCCAGCAGUUCAUACUACUAGCAUACCAAAAACUGUUGAUUCCAGGACUCUUACAACACAGUCUACAAGUCAAAGCAUGGCAACCCAGCGUAUAAAAGUCAUUGUGGGUUGCAUAGGAGCAUUUGUAGGUGUUAUUCUAUUGGCUGUGGUUGUCUUUUUCUUUAAAUGGAGACAAAAAGAACCAAAAAAUCAAGGAUUGCCAAUAAUCCUCCACGAACCUGACUCACCACAAGAACAGAUUGAUGGUACACCUCCCUUAUCAGUUAAAUUUCGGAAUGGGCUCCUAACAGCAUCCACACAAAGAGACUCACUUUUACCCUUGAUACACAAGAGAAACAGUAGUUACAGAUCGCAGCUAUCAUCAUCAGCAUCUGGAGGAACUGUAGUAACAUAUGCAGAUGGUAUACCUAUUUUUUUAAUACCAUUAUGUUAAAGGUGGUUUUGUUGAGACUUUUCAGGUGUGCUGAGCCUCAGCAGGGUUGCUCAGGAACCUUAACUGAGCACAACCAUUCCUAAAGAUCUACCCCUCACAUGAGUGGCAUCCUUUGAACUAAAUCAUAAGUCCCACAAGCAGACAAUCAGGCACCCAUUAUAAUGCCUCAGCAGUGGAAACAUAUGCAACAGGGGUGGAGUUAGAAGUAACUCCAAGGUGGUCUAACCAAACAACCUUUAAGGUCAUUCCUUUACACUGCAAUGAAUGUUGUUACUGCAUACUGGUUGUCUUCAUGCUCACAAGAAGAUCCACCAUACUUGCUAUUAUUUUCAUAAUCUAAUCUAGAAAAGUACUUCAAGCCUAAUUUCAACCAUAAUUUUUGAUGGUUAUCUAUUUCAGAUUUAUUUGAAUAUCCAUUGGAUGAAAAAUGGGAGGUUCCUAGAGAAAUGCUUUUUAUAAAGGAUCUAGCUGGGGAAGGCGCAUUUGGUUAUGUCGCAAAGGCAGAAGCUUUUCAACUGCCAAAUACUUCUACACCUUGUACUGUUGCUGUAAAGAUGCUGAAAGGUUGGUAGUUAGUUUUAAUAUUCAUUAAUGGAUUAUCAGAAAACUUUACAGAUUUACUGAAAUUUUCAUGACUAAAUGAACAGGUGGUCCAUUCACUGUUGUUAAAAAAUUUAAAGUUUGCCUUGAAAACAAAAGGAAACUAAUUGAAACUUCUGCUGGAUGAUUUCUGAUGAGCUUUGAAAAUAAUCUUUAGACAAAGUUGUGGUAAAAUCAUAUAACUUGUUUGAACUGUGUAACUCUUUGUUUCAUAGAAAAUGCCACUGAUGCUGAGUUGUCUGAUCUGAUCUCUGAAAUGGAAACUAUGAAGGAAAUAGGAAGUCAUAAGAACAUAGUGAACUUUCUUGGGGCCUGCACUGUACAAGGUAAUGGUAACUGUCCAUAUAUCAUGGUUCAAGAAAGAAGAAAAUCAAAAAUCUGAAUCAAAUUAAUUUGGGAAACAAUCUCAAGUCUUAAAAUCAUAAGAUUCAAAUUAUGCAUCCUGCGUCUUUAUCAAAUUAUUAUCGCAAACAUCACAAUUAUUUCAUUUCUACCUGACUGCACAGCUACAUGUAGAGGGCUAUUAAGAAAAUGGAGAGAGCUGUGGUAAAAACAAUAGCUAUAAAAUCAAGAAGGAAAAUGCUAAAUUUAACUUUUUAGAUUUUACAUGUAUGCCAAUAAAAAAUUAAAUGAAAACUGUGAUCAAUUAUUGUUUCCUGAUUGUGUGAUUUUGUAGCCAAUUUGAGAUUUCAUUCUUUUAGGUCCCCUAUAUCUCAUUGUUGAGUAUUGUCCACAUGGAAACUUGCGUGACUUUCUUCGUGAUAAUCGACCCUCUCUGACAGACAUCAAUGGAAAGACUACAGCUCAGUUAACACUUAGGGAUUUGUUAUCAAUUGCAUAUCAAAUAGCUAGAGGAAUGAGUUACCUGUCUUCAAAAAAGGUAACUAGUCAUUAAAAAUGAUCCAUGUAAUUGUUUUGAAACUCCCUGUAACUAUGAUUGUUGACUCUUACACAAUUUGUUAAUUUUAAGGUAAUUUCAACUAUUUUUUUAAUUCUCUGUAGUUAUUUUUUUCACUUGAACAGAAGAAAGCAUUCAUAACAGUUGAUUACAACAAUUACUAGCUUCCAAACAAGGAAAGAAUAUCUUAGAUUAACUGUUAGGCUUCUAAGGCUCAUUCACCUAAAACUAAUAUAGAACUAUUCUAUCCUAGAACCUUUGUAAACUAAAUUGUUUCUUCCCUGAUGUGUUAAGGCAUCCAUUUAAAAAAUGGAUUUUAAGAAAAAAGAAAAUCAUCUUAGUUUGACACAGCCACAAUAAAUUAGUCAGAGUAUUAUAUACUACCAGUACACAAAAAUAUUGUCAAAACUCAGUUAAAGGCAUAAACACAUCAGCCUUUUGCUUAAUAAUGCCAGGAAAUAUUAAUAACAUUUUUUUGGUGUUCAUUUCCCUCAAACUAUUCUGUAGUGUAUACACAGGGACCUAGCUGCAAGGAACGUUUUAAUUGCUGAAGACUUUGUUAUUAAAAUAGCAGACUUUGGAUUGUCUAGAAAUCUGGGCAACACAGAUUAUUACAGGAGAACAACUCAUGUAAGUGUUGUUAUAUUUUCCACAGAAGGCUUAAACAGAUAGAAGCAAUAGUCUUGUGCCGUACAUACCUGUGAUAAGCUUUUUACAGUGAUAAGAAAUCACACAAGAUUUAUACUAUUGAAAAAAGGUCUUUGACUAGUGUAUGACAAAUUGUGCAUUUUUAUGCUACGCAUUUUGCUAUCAUAGGACUCGCAUGAAUUACAAACUUUCAGUCUGAGACUAAAUUGUGUUUUAAAACCUAAACUAACUUUACCCUGAUUAACAUUUAGUAAACAUUGAUUGUUUUUUCAUCAUGCAUAAUCAUAAUUUAUGCAAUUAGUUUUCAUUGUAGUUACGAUGCUUGAUCAGUUAUGGAAAAAAUAUUCCAAAAUGCAACUUAAUUCAUCUCUAUUUCAGGGACGUCUUCCAGUAAAAUGGCUGGCAAUAGAGGCACUGUUUGACCAACAGUAUACAGUCAAGACUGAUGUGUAAGAUACUUGGUUCAUGGAAUAUAUAUCUAUUUUUUUUUUGGAUAAAUUAUUUAAUUUUGUCCUCUUGUCAUUCGUAUGACAUUCAUUCAUUUUUUUUUUCAUUUUGUUUCAGUUCACCUAUUAAAUUUAACAUACAAAUGUACCCAUUUUAUUGAUGGUAGCAGAGGGCCUAGUCCUACAACUGUGCACUCUGAUUUAUUUUUGUGACUAUUUUUUUUCUUCAGUUGGUCAUUUGGGAUCAUUUUGUGGGAGAUAUUCACCCUUGGUAGGUAUAAAAUACAUAAGAACAUUAUCCAAAACCUCUCUGAACUUUGGCCAGUAUUUCAGCAUUUUUUUUAACCACAAUAUAUGAGAAUUUGCUUUUAAUCUUAACCCUGUUUUGAAUCUUAACUCUUAACUCUACUUUGUCUAGGUGGGACACCUUAUCCUGGAAUUCCUGUUGAAAGGCUGUUUACAAUACUUAAAAAUGGAUACCGAAUGGAAUGUCCAAUUAACUGUCCUGAUAAUAUGUGAGUUUGAUACAUACCUAUUCCGAGAUUUAAAACUCAGGAAUCAUUCUUAUAGAACUAUUAAACUAAGCACUAAUUAUGUCACAUGAUCAAGUGAUACAGUUCGCACAGCUUGUUACAGAUCCAAACAACCUCCCUUUUGUAUUUGAAAUUCACUUUUUCUAAAAAGUGAGCAAUUAAUUAAGCCAUUCAUAGUUUUGGCUGUGGGUCCUGCCUUGGGUGUCUACCCUAGAGAGGUAUCCAUUUUGUCACAAGACAGAGAUCUUGUAACUUGGCUUUUGAUAACUGUGAUGUCUUGAUUUCAUUAUUGUCUUAUACUGAUGAUAUUCUAUGAAAUCUUGUUUAUAAUGAGCUUUUAUCUUCUCCUUUAGUUAUAAAAUAAUGGUAAAAUGUUGGAGUGAAAAUGCUAAAAGCCGUCCUGAAUUUUUUGAGCUCACUGAACAACUUGAUGAACUUCUCUCAUCUGAGUCAUCUCAGGUAUUUAAUAUGAAUGUGUUUUAGUUUAACUUUAACCUUGGUUUUAAUCUUUUUUUUAUGUGAAUGGAUAUGUAGAGAAUAAUUAUAUUGACUAUGAAACAAAGGGUAAUAAAAUGGGAAACUAUGAUAAUCUUAGUCAAACAUCCAUGUCUGACAAAUCACAACAAUUUUGGUGACAAUGACAUUGACCUUAGCGAUGAUGACACUGAGGAAGAGUGUUAUGAGUAAGGUAAAGACAAGCUCAAGACAUCAUUCACUGUCUAAUCCAGGUGUGAAUGUGAAAAAUAUAGGAUCUCCCCUCACACUAACUUGAUCUACAUUCUUAAAAACUUCAAUGAUCUGAGUUUAAGAGUACAACUAUUUCAAACUGGAAAAUAUUGUUUCAAGGGAAAACAUUUCCGAGGCCUUUUCAGACAAAACUAUUUCUCAACAGUGUUUUGGUUACAUUUCCCAACCAAGCUCCUCAAUCCUAGAUGUGGCACUUGUUAAUGUUUUUGUUCUCAUAUGUGAUUCUUGGUUAGAAAGCACUUAAGGGAAAAGCUUAAUUAAGAAAAUACCAUGGAAAAAGUAAUAUUGAAAUGAUAAAAACUAGACUGUAUUGUAAUUUUAACUUCAAAUGAUAUACAAACUUACUGAUGAUGUAUCAUACCUUGCAACUUUUAGGAGUACAUUGAGGUCUUGGCAAAGUCAGUUGAUUGUUUGGCAGAAGUUGAAAUGGAAUCUGGCCAAACAGCUGAAAGUCAAAAUCCACAAGAAGCAAAUAUCAUACAUGAAAAUAUGGCAAUUAAAGGAAGUGAAGGAAAGGACAUCCCUUUCUCUGACACAAAUCUUCAGUUGACCUCUUAAAUCAAAGAUGGUUUACAUAUUUACCAUUGCUCUCCUUCCUGAAACAAAUACAGCCCAGUGAGGAUCUCAGAGAAGAUAAAUAAAUGUCUGGCUGCACAAGAUAAUUCAUAAUGCCUGAUUUAAUGACCCACAAGGAAGCAGAAUUCAUUGUAAACUACAUCAAAUUAGAAAGAAAGACCCAUCAAUAACCUAUGGCAAGUGAAGAGGGUACAGUCUGACCCAAAGAUUUCCCUUACAAGGGCAUGUUCUCAGUAAAAUUAACAACAGAGAUAUGCUGAACCACAUGGAUCACACUCAGGUGUGAAUAUCUUUCCUACACAAUUAAGAAGACAAGGUGCUUUGUAAGAUAAAAUCACAUAAUUAUCUCUUCAAAAUUACUACACAUUUGACAUGUCUUGCUGUAGAACAAACACUUUUAGAUACAAUGUAGCACCUCCAUUGGCAAAAUUGCAGUGGUGAUCUUAUACAAAUGCAAAAGUUCAGUUAGCUAUAAUAUAGAUUUAAGUGUUAACAUCAAUCUUUCUAUAAAUUUCAAGUUGACUUCUUUAACAAAAGGUUGACAGAUUUUAAUGCAGAGACAUAAUCUCUUACUCUCACCUCUUACUAAACUCAUUCUAGAUCACCAUAAGCAAAGUAAACCAAGUUUACCAAAAUUAAUUGUGAAGUAUCCUUUCGUUAGAUACCUCUAAAUAUGAUUAAAGAAGGAUUAACAUGACUGUAAAAAUGUUAUUUAAAGCAAUGGAAGUUAAGACAGAUAUUAUUUAUUAAGGAAUAUAAUGUAAGCGUACAAGACAUCAUCCAUCAUCCAUCAUCCAUCAUCCAUCAUCCAUCAUCCAUCAAAUAAUUACCCAGACUCAUUUAGCAUCAGAAUGUUAGGACCAGAUAAAUUUCAUCUCUCCUCUGUAAAAAACUUAGAUGUACAUCUCUCAGUCAGUCUUGAGUAUUGAGUAAAUGUUUUAGAAACACUUAAUAUAGGUAAGUGUGUCCAACAAUAUGAGUUCAUUUCUUGUAAAUAUCUUAAGUAAAAAUAGAGAGUUAGUCCCAAAUGAAACCAAACAAAAAAGUGAUCAUUAACAUGUUAACUUCCAGUGAGUCCUGUAACCUUAUUCAUAAUGGUAAUCAGACUCAUUGGAAUCCAAUUUGGUCUAUAAUUAUAAGAGUGAUUAACAAAAUGGACAACUGCAAAGCAGGAGUCCAAUUGAUGGUCACAAGUAUGAUUACAAACAGAAUUAGACGACAUGAAGUCCUGAUACCAAUUAAUCAAAACUAUGACAAAAUUUGAGAAAGAAACUCACAAAAAAACAACCGUUAACUCAGUGAAAUGUGCAACCAAAGACGGCACACACGACACAUACUAUUGUCUAACACAGGCAUGACGUCAACUGUUCUAUUGCAGUGUUCAAUGACAAGCCUGAUGUUUACACUGUCCUAUUAGCACUCAAAUUGGGCUGGUGAUAACCAAUCACCUUCAAGAAUUUUUUUUUUAGUUUUGAUUAAUAUCAUUAUUGUUCAAAUUUCCCAAACUUUGUCAUCUUUCAAAACAUGUAACAGGAAAGAUUUAUCGUCGAAGUUUGUGGAAAAUAAUUAAUAGCAUUUGGAGGAGCAUUUAAUAGUUAAAGUGUGUGUCCUUUUUGGUCCUAGUUCACUGAGCUAGUCAUUUAUUCUUCUUAAGUAUUGCACAAUUCAAAUAUCUCAGCAUUUUUUUAUGACAAUGUUUACUCUUUUAGAUAACAAAUGAAUAUUAUCCAAAUAUUUUCAAAGAAUACCUCAUCCUAUGACCAAUUGCUAGAAUACUUCUAACAAGGACAGUGUUAAGUUAUAAAAUUUCUUUGGAAAUAAAAAAUUUUGCAGUAUCCUCAAUUAUACAUGUACCUUAAACAGGGUAGCCAAAUAAACAGAUUUUAUCUACAACAGGGUUAGUGCUCAGCAGUACACCCCAUCAAAUUCACUUAGAAAUGGCAAAAUUUAAUUUUUGAUAAAAAUUACCAAUACAUCACUGUCUAACAGUAAAGAGAUAAUCAAUUAAACUAUCAGUAUUUCUCUAAAUCAAUUAUUAUUUUGUUUAAAUAUUUAUCACUCUUGACAGAUCAAAAGUAUGGUUAUAUAAUUUUAUAUGGUGUAAUUUUAUCACAUAUAUGAUCAAAAUUUCAUGGGUUUAAAUAAUUGUAGCUGUACAUUACUGUUUUCCCGAAUGUGUUUCCCUGUAUUUACCUCUAUGUGUUUAUUCAUUAAACGAAAG